This is a messenger RNA of Sorghum bicolor (sorghum), 1586 nucleotides long. RefSeq names its product ubiquitin fusion degradation protein 1 homolog. Gene Ontology annotation, molecular function: polyubiquitin modification-dependent protein binding. NCBI's taxonomy places the organism in Eukaryota, Viridiplantae, Streptophyta, Magnoliopsida, Poales, Poaceae. The record is from RefSeq and is a predicted model, not a curated record. Gene Ontology annotation, cellular component: VCP-NPL4-UFD1 AAA ATPase complex. The transcript is spliced from 11 exons. Bases 344 to 1285 code for a protein of 313 amino acids.
UCCUGCGUCCGCUGCCCUCCUUCCCUCCUUCACGGGAUCCCCUCCUUCCCUCCUUCUGUCUCUCGCUAGCCUGUCGCUCCCAGACGACUAUUGGGCCGCCGCCGCCCUUUUCCAGGUGCUGAGCUUUCCUUGGUCUCCUCGCCGGCGACGAGCACCACCAGCUAUUUGACAAUCCUCCUAACUACGGAAGUUUUUGCAAAAAUUAUUGGUGUACAUGUGUACACCCUUGUACCUUUACUGGAUCCGCCCCUGGCUGCCGCCCUACGCCUAGGUCUUCUUCGAGCCCUUAGCCGCGACGAGCACCACCAGGGAGUAGAAGAGGUUAACCUUCUGGUUGGAAACAAUGUACUUCGAAGGCUAUGGCUUCCGUGGAAGUACUUUCGAGCAGACUUACCGCUGCUAUCCUGCGUCCUUCAUUGACAAGCCACAACUUGAGGCUGGUGACAAAAUUAUAAUGCCACCAUCAGCUCUUGAUCGUCUUGCAUCUCUGCAUAUUGAAUACCCUAUGCUAUUUGAAGUCCACAAUGCAGCAGCAGAACGAACUUCACAUUGUGGUGUUCUGGAGUUCAUUGCGGAAGAAGGCAUGAUCUACAUGCCAUAUUGGAUGAUGCAAAAUCUUCUUCUGCAAGAGGGAGAUAUGGUGUUCAUAAAAAAUGCCAACCUCCCCAAGGGCACAUAUGUGAAGUUGCAGCCUCAUACAACAGACUUUCUAGAUAUUUCAAACCCCAAAGCAAUCUUGGAGAAAACUUUGCGGAACUUUUCUUGUCUAACUACAGGUGACAGCAUUAUGGUAGCGUAUAAUAACAAGAAGUACUACAUUGAUAUAGUGGAGACAAAGCCCUCCAAUGCUAUAAGUAUUAUUGAGACCGACUGUGAGGUUGACUUUGCUCCACCACUUGACUACAAAGAACCCGAGCCAGUAAAACCUGCUGUUCCUGCAAGCACAGAGCCUACUACCGAGGCUCCAGCUGAAGAAGAACCAAAGUUCAUCCCCUUCACUGGUUCAGGAAGGCGCCUGGAUGGGAAGCCUUCCAAAGAUAAAGAUGUGCAGGCCUCAUCCCCUGCAAAGCGACAAGCUAAUGCAACUAAUGGUGUGCAGCCCUCAACAGCCACCACCUCACAGGGCAGUUCAUCACGUAAGACCACAGGAAAACUUGUCUUUGGCUCUGGCUCUGGUGGAAGCCGCACUGAAAAGGCACCUGAAAAGGAAGCAAAGGAGGAGCCAAAGAAAGAAGACCCAAAAUUCACAGCAUUCACAGGAAAGAAAUACUCAUUGAAGGGCUGAAUAAAUAGGAAGAUAAUGUAUUAUCAGUAUUUCCAGUGACAUACAUGAUCAGGGAAAACCUUUUUCUGUGGGAGGGCCUUCUUUGGGUAGAUUACUGUCUGUUUCUCCUGAACUGUUUACCCCUGUGUCAGCCACACCGGAAGCAACUGAUGUAUAAAGCCAUUCUUGUCCGAAAUGGAUUUCUGCUGAGCUUGCAUGUACAUAUUAUCGUCUUAUACUAGCAAAAAUGCUGUGAAACAUAUAGCUUGUGCAAUCAUAUGGACGGCUUGUGGUUCAGAGAUUUAUGCAACAAUUGCAUCAA